Molecule: messenger RNA, 1383 nt
Organism: Tigriopus californicus
Lineage: Eukaryota; Metazoa; Arthropoda; Copepoda; Harpacticoida; Harpacticidae
Exons: 2
Coding region: 157-816 (219 amino acids)
Source: RefSeq, a predicted model, not a curated record
UUGAAGGCCAAAGGGCCCGGCUCGAGGCCAUUCUCGGUUCGAGUUUUUCUUCGAGAUUGGACUCGGGACCUCUUCUUCGCUCUUCAUAAAGGCUGGAGUCCAUGCAUCUAUGGACAUUUGUCAGAGACAAUUCAUAACGUGAACGCACAUUGAAGAAUGAAGUCCAUGUUUCGCAAAUGUCCCAACGUCGUCAUCCUUUUCGUGGUUCUGUUCAGCUUGUACAAGAGUGAAGCUCAGCCUUUGACUGACAAUGACCUAGCUGUCCAUGGUCUCUUUGAGGAUGAAUCUCCAUCCGAAGAAGUGAAAAGAGCAGGAUUCGUGGGUAUGAGAGGCAAGAAAUGGCGCUCUGAAGAUGACCUCACACUUUCGCCCUCGUUGAACCACCUCGAUUCGGAUGAAUCGAAGGCCAUUCAGAUUCUGGAGUACCUCUUGGCCUCUUCCUCUGCGUCAGCGUCCCCUUCGAGCUCGUAUUGGCCUCAACCAUCCUUGAGCUCUGACAAACGUGGAAAUUCACGGGGAAUUGACCAACUCCAACGGCAUGGCCAUGAUGUCAAUAGCGACUUCUACAAACGGGCCACGUCCUCGGGCUUUGUGGGGAUGAGGGGUAAAAAAUCGAACGAAGAAGCCCCACUGGACGGAUAUCGCUUGCCUUCCAUCUAUCCGGAUAAACGAUCGGGAUUCGUCGGGAUGCGGGGCAAGAAGAUGCUCGAGUCCAAUUACUCGCCUUUUUGGCCGAUUUCCGCCGACCAUUUCAACAUGAUGAAAAUGAGAAGAGGCGGAAGCUCUGGCUUUGUGGGGAUGCGAGGCCGUCGAUAAUAACCAGUCAGCCCAAUUGAAAAAAAGCCCCUUUAAUUUUUUCUCUCUUCUUUCGAGCGUUGAAUUUAUCAGCCCAACAACGAGUCGCAUUAUCAACGAACAACGAUUAGAGCCACAACAGCAGCAACAAAAACAACGCAUUGGUGGAAGGCUUACCUACAAACAAUUGCAAAAAGACGAUGUUAGGCAACAUUUUGACACAACUAACCAGGAUUCGAGUUUAUUUGAGGUUUACAUAGUUAUCUGCCAAGUAAGAUGUAUUAGUACAAUAUGUUUAUGAAAUGACAAAAAUAUAAGAACACAGCUUCAUGAGUGGUUAAGAAUCGUUCUGUGUUGCUCCACGGCCAGUUCAUUGAUUAUGGUAUGUGUUUUCCCCCUUUCCCCUUUUACUAUUAUUCUUCAGUAGUGAUCUACCACAGUCGACACAUCACUUGUUUGCUAUCCAACCCUCUGAUUGCGCCGCUAUAAAUUACUGAUGAAAACGUGUCUUUGAAUAUCCUUUUACUUAUGAAUGUGAUCGGAGCCAUCAUCUGAAAUACAACCAUUAAGAACUACAUCCAACAAUAA